CAUCAUCAUCGUCGAUGGAUGAUAUGACAAUGUCCGCCGGCAUGGAUACUUCGGCUUGGAUGGACGUUGCGUUACAAAGGGCGGAGGAAUCCCUGCGGAAGGGCGAGGUUCCCGUGGGCUGUCUGUUCGUGUAUAACAACGAGGCGAUCGCAACGGGCAACAAUACGGUGAACGAGACCUGCAAUGCGACACGUCACGCGGAGAUCAAUUGUAUCGACCAAGUCUUGAGGUUCUGCAGAGAGAAGCAGCUGGACCACGAGACGGUGUUUCAAGAUCUCGACGUGAUCGUCACGGUGGAGCCGUGCAUAAUGUGCGUGUCGGCGUUGCUUCAGCUAUGCGUACGCAGUAUCGUGUAUGGCUGUGCGAACGAUCGAUUCGGCGGUUGCCGCAGCGUCCUCGAGAUACCGAGCCUUUACGAGCCGAAGACAACGAUACAGGGGGAUGUGAAGGCGGACGAGGCAAUGAAAUUGCUCAAAGACUUCUACAAAGGCUCGAACCCCAACGCACCCGAAUCGAAGGUCAACAAGAAGGGACGCAAAGCAAAGGAAACCGUUGUCUUGACAGAAAACCAGAAGACCUCCCGGAUGGCGUCGUAUGCUCGUUCCCACAUCCUCGCAGGGUCCUCGCCCCGCUCCCGGACAUCGGCAGGUAAUCGUCGCCGACCACGUACUUGUCCAGGACCUGCGGUCGAGUUAGGUCAAGAAGAAAAAAUAAAAGGAAGAAUCAUUUAGAAAGCUAAAGGAGACAAUGCCAGCUGACACGCAGAUAAGAAUGCGUGAUGAACCCAUGUACGUUGUUUGU
Molecule: messenger RNA, 801 nt
Organism: Dinoponera quadriceps
Lineage: Eukaryota; Metazoa; Arthropoda; Insecta; Hymenoptera; Formicidae
Product: tRNA-specific adenosine deaminase 2
Exons: 3
Coding region: 15-731 (238 amino acids)
Biological process (GO): tRNA wobble adenosine to inosine editing
Cellular component (GO): cytoplasm; nucleus
Molecular function (GO): tRNA-specific adenosine-34 deaminase activity
Source: RefSeq, a predicted model, not a curated record